AUGGUAGAAAGAGCCAAAAACUCAUUGUUGUUCGUGGAAGCAUUUCACUAUUGUUAUCAUCCAUUUACACGUCAAGCACUGUUUGAACUUCUAUCCAAUGAACAAUUACUGGACGAUCAAAACAUUUAUGAAUUAGGCAACGGUACUCUAAUGAAUUUGAGGUGUUAUAUGAUAAGCAUGUCAAGAUUUAUUGUCAAAAUCCAACAGGUUGAAGAUGAAGAAGAAAUACCUGUGAUAAUUAGUGCUCAAGCAAUUCGUAUCGACGGUCAAAUUGAUCAUGGAAUGUUAGUCUCGUGUACAUUUGUUAAACAGAAUAUUAAUGUGAAUAUUUAUGUGGAAUUUACGAAUAAUUGGUCAAUACCAAAACAGAAUAUAAUUGUGACAGGUGAACUGAGUACAUUGAAAGCAGCAUAUCUUAUUGCUCUUAGUUUCUAUCAUUAUGAAAUGAUUACAAAUAAUCAGACUAGAAAUCACAAACAAUUAAAAACUAUGCGGAAAAUCAGAGUACAUAUUAUUAUCGAUUACGAGCCUUUGUUGAAAAGAUAA
Messenger RNA from Didymodactylos carnosus, 546 nucleotides. The record is from the annotation of a GenBank genome assembly. Lineage: Eukaryota; Metazoa; Rotifera; Eurotatoria; Philodinida; Philodinidae.